Molecule: messenger RNA, 534 nt
Organism: Exophiala spinifera
Lineage: Eukaryota; Fungi; Ascomycota; Eurotiomycetes; Chaetothyriales; Herpotrichiellaceae
Exons: 1
Coding region: 1-534 (177 amino acids)
Source: RefSeq, a predicted model, not a curated record
AUGUCUGCACCUUCUAAAGACAGCAAAAUCGUCAACUGCCUCUUCUUCGCCAGUCAAGCCGAAGAAGCCGCCAAGUUCUACACUUCCAUCUUUCCGAAUUCCUCCAUUGAUGAAAUCGUUCAUUUCCCAGAGGCAAGCACGAAGAUGCACGGACAGCCAGCUGGUUCGGUCAUGCUCGUUGUGUUCAGCCUCAACGGCCAAUGCUUCACGGCCUUGAACUCCAGACCCGCCGAAGUCAACUUUACCGAGGCAGUCAGCUUCCAAGUCACGUGUGACGAUCAGGAGGAGGUUGAUCAUUACUGGGACAAGUUGAGCGAGGGUGGCGAUGAAACUGUUCAGAUGUGUGGAUGGUUGAAGGACAAGUAUGGUGUGUCAUGGCAAGUUGUUCCCAAGGAUCUCAUGAAGCUUAUGCUCGGAGCUACGCCCGAGAAUCGUUGGAAAGCAAUGCAGGCAUUCGGGAAAAUGCGCAAAAUCGUUCUUCGAGAUGUUCUUGAUGCUGUCGAAGGCAAAAAUGAGAAAGCAGCAGAAACCUGA